Messenger RNA from Mya arenaria, 1428 nucleotides. RefSeq names its product chitin deacetylase 7-like. Bases 171 to 1172 code for a protein of 333 amino acids. The record is from RefSeq and is a predicted model, not a curated record. Gene Ontology annotation, biological process: carbohydrate metabolic process. The transcript has 9 exons. NCBI's taxonomy places the organism in Eukaryota, Metazoa, Mollusca, Bivalvia, Myida, Myidae.
CUUGACAAUAGAACAAGCCAGAACGUCAUACCCCGUUAUCACUUUGAUAACCUAUCAUCGUUCAAUCCGUGUGUUUAUCGCUUGAUAAUCAUACAUAUAUUGCGGUGACAACUAAACGUACCAUACAUUAUAUCCGGGAGUCAAAUCAUCGAGCCACCAGAACUACCACAAUGCGCAUGCUCGUGAUCCUGCUUGGCCUUCUUGGCUCCUCCUUCCAGCAGUCAUGUGACCCGACGGUCUGCACCGUAGAAAACAAUUGCCGUUGCUACAACGACCCAAAGCCGCCCGGUGAUCUCACGAACAGCGAGAUCCCACAGAUCGUCAUGCUGUCAUUCGAGGGCACAAUCAACACGGAUAGCAACGAAUACUACAAUCAGAUCUUGGCCGCCAGCAACCCCAACAGCUGUCCAAUCACCGCCACCUUCUUCAUACAGGACGACGGCAGCGACUACAAACUCGUCAAGAACAUGUACGACAAAGGGUGUGAACUGGGAGUCAACUCACUGAAAGGAACAGCUCCAAAAAGUUCUACUGGAUGGAUUGAUGACAUUAAAGCUGUUGUGCAAUCUCUCACCGAUGUCGGAGUGAAGCCUGAAGAUAUCCAGGGAAUCCGGGUUCCACAACUCGAAGUCGGCGGAACCGAUCAGUUCAUUGGAAUGGAAAAAAACGGUUUGGUGUACGAUACCUCGUGCGCAAUUGAAAGUCUUUCUCAGAAAACCACACUCAUUUGGCCCUAUACACUGGAUUAUACAACUGUUCCUAAAUGUGACCAUGGGGAAACACCCGAUAAGCCCUUUAAAGAAGUGCCACUGUGUAUUACAGGAGUGUGGGAGUUUCUGAUUGCCGAUUACCACGAUCUGUCUGGCCAAGGUCUGCCAUGCGUGGUACCAUCCGCCUGCAGAAAUAUCACCGACAAGAGAGCCGCAUUCGAUCUCUUCUUUAACUCAUUCACGGACCAUUACAACGGAGGAAGAACGCCUUUCAAUAUGCUGAUUGACCCGGCUUUUGCCGCCAAUCAGGACCUGAGAGACGGAACUAUUGAGUUUCUGCAGUACAUCCGAGCAGCGUUCGGGAGUGACGUAUGGAUUGUGUCCAUCCAGAAGGCCCUACAGUGGAUCCAGGACCCAACUCCUCUAGCCAACCUUACGACCUUUGCACCCUGGUCUUGCUAAAAACCAUUGAAGGGGCAUUGUUAUAUUGAGGAAUUGUUAUUCAAUGAGAAACUAUUUCAACGAAAUGUGUGAACAUUAUGAUUGUUGUUCUGUAAUUUCCACAGUAUCUACUGGGCAUUCAGACUUAUGAUAAAUUUCAGGAUGCACGGAUGAAUAGUGCCAAGCAGAUUUUCUCUCUCUUCAAAAUGCUAUGUUAAAAGCUUGCUACACUUUUGAUAACUUUCGGAGUUCAAAUAAACAACACUACUAAUAAAAU